Molecule: messenger RNA, 2583 nt
Organism: Anoplophora glabripennis (Asian longhorned beetle)
Lineage: Eukaryota; Metazoa; Arthropoda; Insecta; Coleoptera; Cerambycidae
Gene: Arl8
Product: ADP-ribosylation factor-like protein 8
Exons: 4
Coding region: 1-561 (186 amino acids)
Biological process (GO): anterograde axonal transport; protein transport
Cellular component (GO): lysosomal membrane
Molecular function (GO): GTP binding; GTPase activity
Source: RefSeq, a predicted model, not a curated record
AUGUUAGCGUUAAUGAACAGGAUAUUAGACUGGUUUCGCAGUUUAUUUUGGAAAGAAGAAAUGGAAUUAACAUUAGUCGGUCUUCAAUAUUCAGGAAAAACAACAUUUGUUAAUGUUAUUGCGUCGGGGCAAUUUAGUGAAGAUAUGAUACCAACGGUGGGUUUCAAUAUGAGAAAAAUCACAAAGGGUAAUGUAACAAUUAAAGUUUGGGAUAUUGGUGGACAACCAAGAUUUAGAUCAAUGUGGGAACGUUAUUGUAGAGGUGUAAAUGCUAUUGUCUACAUGGUAGAUGCAGCUGAUCCUGACAAAAUAGAAGCCUCCAGAAAUGAACUUCACAAUUUACUGGAUAAACCUCAGUUAGCAGGGAUACCUGUCCUGGUGCUUGGUAAUAAGCGAGACAAACCUCAAGCUUUAGAUGAAAAUGGCCUUAUUGAACGAAUGAAUCUCUCUGCAAUUCAGGACCGUGAAAUUUGUUGUUAUUCAAUUUCAUGUAAGGAAAAGGAUAACAUUGAUAUAACCCUUCAGUGGUUAAUUGCACACUCAAAGUCUGGAAUGCGCUAAGCAAAUAAAUUUGUAUGUAUCAGCUAAAUAUUAAUCAUCAAAGUAAUCAUAUUUUUGAAUUUUAUAAUUGUGUCUUGGAGAAAUUUUAAGCUAUUAUAGUUUUAGGUUUUUUAUUAUUGCCAAAUACGUGGUAUAUCUAUGAGCUUCUGUCAGUUUAUUUUAUUUUGCUACGUAAAUAAACGAAGUCAGUCUAAACAGCUCAACUUUUUAAAAGAGGCAGUAAUUCAGUGACUGAACCAUAAUGAAAGGAAUUAUAAAUUUUAACCGCAAAAUAAUUAUCAUAAGCGUUUAGCACACUAUAGAUAGUGACAUUCAUUUAAUUCAAAAGAUUACAUACAGAUGCCUUCGAUAAAAUUAUUGUAUUUAAAAAAAAAUGUAAUAAACCAAUAUUUCCUUAGGAUUAGUUUUUUGUGCGUUUCGGAUUCCAUAAUUCUUUUUAUAGAGAACUGCAGAAUUAAUAUAAAACUGUUAAAGGCAGUUUGAAUACAAAAAUUAUUUUGAGGUUAUGAAAAUAAUUCCAUGUCAUAGAAACUGUGUAUGAUAUUGCAGACAUUUUUGGCUAAAGCAAAUAGAAUUAUUCUAAAAAUAAUAGUAGUGCGGCGCCAAAAUCUAGCUAAAUUAAAUAUUUUUUUAUUGCAAAAACGAAAAGGUUUGUACAGUCAUACAGAAUACAUUUACUCAAUAUAUCCCCCCACAUACUUCAAUAACCGCCUUCAAUCUCGGACUGAAGCAUUUGCAGGCCCGCUUUAAUGUGUUACGGUUCAUAUCGGCGUAUACCGUUUCAGUAGCAGCUUUUAAUGGUGCGACGUUUGGAUGUCUGGACUUUUCGGUGACCCUUUCAACCAGCCUCCAUACAUACAAGCCCAAAGACAAUUUUGCACCAAACGACUCGUGUGGGCGGGCGCACCAUCUUGCUGGAAAACAUACAGCUUUCUAGACAACAGUACAUUUGCCAGAAUACGCAAGUAAACUUCUUUUGUUAUGCCGAGGCAUAACAUCGCAUUCAUUAGACAAAACACUUAACUUGUGAACAUUUGCCAGAAAUUUUGUUCUGGAAACAACAGGGACAUAUUCAGGGUAGUGGGCAAACCAGCUGUCAUUCCUUCGAUUGAAUAUACUUAGCCGUGAUAUCAAACAGUCAAUCCUGGGGACCCAACAAACCGAAUCUCUGUCGCCGAACAUCCAGUGCGAGCACUUUCGAAAUUGUGGUUCUUCAGUUAUAUUUUGCGCUUGGUUUCAAUAUUGAGCCUAUUUUGAGGUUAUGACUAUUUAGUACAUACUUUAACUGUUUCGACGCCAAUCGCGACCUCUAUGUAUAUCUGAAAUAUAACGACGGGAAUUUCAAAUUAAAUUUUGUCCCGAUUUUGGUGUGCGCCCUGUACAUAAAUGUAUAUGAACUUCAAUAACAGUGUCUAUAAUAAAGUUUUACAACCGGAUUCAUGAAAGAGGCGUAAGGCGUUAGUCGGACUAAGGAAUUUUGCGCCCGUGUAAACCUAUUCACGAAAAAAUGCGCUAUCCUUGCGGUAAUAGUUACGCCAAAAUUUAGACCUACAUAACAUGCAUAAAAAUCGUGCAACUUAAGUUGCAGUUUAUUAAGUUUAUUGCAUUUUAUUUUUUUAUAAGUAAUCCCAGUGCUUAAUAAUAAUAGUUUAAUCACAAGACAAGAUUUUUAUGCAUGUUAUGUAGGUCUAAAUUUUGGCGUAACUAUUAGCGCAAGGAUAGCGCAUUUUUUUGUGAAUAGGUUUACACGGGCGCAAAAUUUCUUAUUCCGACUUACGCCUUACACCUCUUUCAUGAAUCCGGUUGUUAUACUUUUCCAUGGACAUGUCUCUCCACUACAUUUUAAAAAUACUGUUACAGAAUGGGUAUGACAAAUGAUUUUUAAUUUGCAUUACUUGGAACUAACUAAUACAAACGUCUUGCUAGAAUGUUAAAAUGAUAUAAUCCAAAAGCUUCAAAUAAAAUACUUAGGUGCUUCUAUUCAUAAAAAUGUAGAUAAAAAUUUCUGAUACUUUUUUAAAA